Messenger RNA from Babesia bovis T2Bo, 549 nucleotides. RefSeq names its product Ribosomal protein S14p/S29e family protein. NCBI's taxonomy places the organism in Eukaryota, Apicomplexa, Aconoidasida, Piroplasmida, Babesiidae. The transcript has a single exon. Bases 30 to 368 code for a protein of 112 amino acids. The record is from RefSeq and is a predicted model, not a curated record.
GUGACAUUGUCCAGUUGAUGUGAUGACGGAUGGCUGCUAGAAAUCCCGGUCCUAUAAUUUUGGACCCUCCUUUUGGGUUUCCAUCUUUCAAAAACUGGGUUCAGCGUGAUGCAUUGUCACGCCGUCUGUUCCGCGAGUCGGAAGUCAACACACGCGUUUACAAGGUAGUGUACCGUAAUAUGGGCUUAAAGGGUCACAUACCUCUGGAUAACAAGGUUGGACUAUAUAGAAUCCGUAUGCGUUGUAUUUUUGGUGGAUAUGGCCACGGAGUGUUCAGGUUCACUCGAAUGUCGAAGAUGGCAUUUCAACAGGUUGCUAGGGAGGGUUGGCUACGCCGUUACGGACAUCGCCCUGAUCUAUUUAGAUGAAACAUUCACGUAGAGCAUCUAGUAUAACGAAUGGACACCCGUAUGCUUCUGUUGAAAUACGCUGUUGCCGGUUGCAUUCCAUAUAAGCAAAAUCUAUCGCACAUCGCUAUGGUUAGCAACCGAAAGCAAUCAUCAAACCUUUUGAAUAUUCUUUCAAAUGAUUAAAAUCUCAUUACAUAGU